AUGGAUCCUUCAGCUGCCUAUGAUUUGCUGGCGGACGGUGUCCAGGACUGGGAUCUUACCAGUGACUCUGUUCCUUGUGAGCUGCUGCUCAUUGGCGAGACUGCCUUCCCAGUGCUGGUGAACCCCCAGGGGCAGGUCCUGAUCGCCGCCUCACAGUAUGGGAAGGGCCGGAUGGUGGUCGUCUCUCAUGAGAGCUACCUGGGGAGCCCCAAGAUGGCUCGGUUCCUAUGCAAUGCUGUGGAUUGGCUCAGUCCCUCCCCAGGAGCGGUGGUUGGUGUCCAGAAGAGCUUGAGCUCCCUGCUGAGUAUUCUCAGUAGUUCUGGCACCCGAGUGCAGCCCAGUGAGGAGUUCAUUGCCUCAUUUGGGGUUUACUGUAUGGAUGCCUAUGAUGCUGCACAGGGGAAGGAGCUGAUCCAGUUUGUGAAGAGAGGAGGGGGUCUGCUCAUUGGGGGUCAGGCUUGGCACUGGGCCUCUGGACACAGAGCAGAGAGAGUGCUGUUCGAUUUCCCUGGGAACCACGUAACCAGUGUGGCUGGCGUUUAUUUCACUGAUAUAUACGGUGAGACGGGGAUCUUUAGUGUCUCAGACAAAGUGCCUGCAAUUCCCUUGAUCACUCCGCAUGAGCUAGAUUUCAGCGGCGACUUAAAUCUUCUCCUAAGAGGUGUGUCAGAGCUAGACAUAGUAACAGAUGGUGUCCCCUCUCACCUGCUGGUCCAUGGCACACUGGCCUUCCCCCUUGGCUUGGACGGUGCCUAUCAAUGCUUUCUUGCAGCAUCUCACUAUGGCCGGGGCCGUGUGGUGGUGGCUACACAUGAGAGCCAUCUUAGCACUCCAAAGCUCACAGACUUCAUCCUCAAUGCCAUUCACUGGCUGGGUGCUGAGAAGAAAGGGAGAAUUGGCAUCAAUCCCAAUCUGAAGAACCUUCAUGACCUGCUGACUCAAAGGCAGGUGGUGUGCGAGAUCUCAGAGCUUACUGACAAUCUCAGCAUCUACUGCUGCCAGUCCUACAGUGACAACGAGGCCGAGAAGAUCCAUGAGUUUGUGGCAGAAGGAGGGGGUCUGCUGAUUGGAGGUCAGGCUUGGUGGUGGGCUUCUGAGAAUGAGGGUCAAAACGUUCUGGCUGAAUAUCCGGGCAACAAAAUCCUCAAUGGGUUCGGGAUCAGCAUCCUGGGGGAAACCAUGGAGGAGGGCAAGUACCCAGUGUUACGACCAGAAGGGCAGCGGAGACAUUACCACUUCCGCAGGGCACUCGCUCAGUUCCAGCAGCACCUAGACAAGAAGAAGAAACUCCAGCUCCCAGUGACAGGCUGGCUUCAGAAACUCAGCCAGGACUGCGCCAAAGUCCUUGAGAUCCCAGUUAAAAAUGGCCACAUCUACGCCUCAUUGUACCACAUCCUGUACACGAUUGUGCAGUGCAAUGGGAUCCCACCGGUGAGCGAGGAACACCCAGUCAAGGGGAACUCUAAGGAGGUCGUGCUGCUUCACGUGGCUACAGCAUUAUGCCAAACCAGCAUUAUAUCCGACACUGCGAGGCUAGCACUCUGUGAACUCCCCACAGUCCCUAGCACCACUGUGGAAAUCAACUGCACAAACACAGUUGACUCCAGUAAUGAGAGGGAAGCCACCCUGCAACAGUACAGCAUCAGCAUGGAGAAGCACUGCAGACACUUUAGACAGUGCUGCUAUCAGGAAGCAGAAGGACCCCAAGAGGUUUACAGCCGACUCUGUGAACUUUCCCAUCUGUGGCUGCAGCCGGACCUCCAUAGAAAGGAGCAGAUCAUCGAGCUGCUGGUUCUUGAGUAA
This is a messenger RNA of Terrapene triunguis (Three-toed box turtle), 1803 nucleotides long. RefSeq names its product TRPM8 channel-associated factor 2-like. The transcript is spliced from 3 exons. The record is from RefSeq and is a predicted model, not a curated record. The coding region runs from base 1 to 1803 and encodes 600 amino acids. Lineage: Eukaryota; Metazoa; Chordata; Testudines; Emydidae.